Mesorhabditis spiculigera is the source of this 1815-nucleotide messenger RNA. The record is from the annotation of a GenBank genome assembly. NCBI's taxonomy places the organism in Eukaryota, Metazoa, Nematoda, Chromadorea, Rhabditida, Rhabditidae.
AUGGGAGAUGAGGCUCAAAGCUUGGUCGAUCAAACCGAGGGUCUCACUUUACAAGACACUGAUCCCUACAUUCGGACGGAUGGUGUGGCGGCAAUCAAGAAGGAGUUUUUGUUAGAUGAACCGCACGCUGAGGAGCCGGUGGAGAACGUGAAGAAGGAGAAAAAGGAGAAGAAGGCAAAGGGGAUGAACAAGGAUCGUCUGAAAGAAAUGGCCCGGAUGACGACAAACGUGAGAGCAGCCAGCGCUCGGCUUUGUCCAAGCGUCUAUAUGCCGAAUGUCAAGUGCAAGCAUGGUGAGAAAUGCACGAGCGAGCACGACAUCGGCACGUUUCUGGCGAGAAAAGAAGCCGAUUUGGGUGACGUCUGCCCGGUGUACGAGCAACGCGGCCAUUGUCCAUUCAGCUAUGCAUGCCGUUACGGCAACGCUCACCUUACCGAAGAUGGGAAGCAAGCCCAAAAAGAGCCAGCCAAGCCGUACGUGGAAACUAGGAACGCAAAGAACAUGCACAUCCAGAUGGCAAUGCGCAAGCGGAAGUACGAUUUUAGUCGGAGUAUUCAGUUCCUCGAGACGUUGCCGGAUUGCUACCACAAGCGGAAGGGGGCUCGCGCUUCCGCGCCCAAAGCUAAGGACUUUGUGGCGAAUGACUCAGAAAAUAAACCUGUUGCCCCAGCUGAAGAGGAUGAGCAAGAUGUUGCCGAUCAAGAGCCAGAACAGAAGGUCGGGUCGAUGGAACGCGAGAAGCGCCGCAUCACGAUGAAGGAAUUGGCCGGCAAGAAAUAUGUGGCACCUUUGACCACCGUGGGUAAUCUCCCGUUUCGCCGCAUCUGCGUCGACCUGGGGGCUGAUGUGACGUGCAGCGAGAUGGCGUUGGCAACUAGUAUUUUAGGAGGCGUUCCGUCUGAAUUCUCUCUGGUGAAGCGUCACGCUUCCGAGAAGAUCUUUGGCGUGCAGCUGGCCGGGGGCUUUGCCGACACCAUGGCGAUGACCGCCCAGAUCAUCGUCGAUGAAUUUGAUGUCGAUUUCAUCGAUAUCAACAUGGGCUGCCCGAUCGACGUGGUCAACCAGAAGGGCGGCGGGUGCUCGUUGCCCACGCGGCCUACCAAGCUCUAUGACGUGAUGCGCGGGAUGCGCAGCGUGAUGAAGGACGUGCCGCUGACGAUUAAGCUACGCACCGGGAUGAAAGAAGGCGUAUUGACGGCAGACGAGACCCUAGCUGGAUUAAUCGCAGCUGGCUGUACCCCAGACUUGGUCACCUUCCACCCGAGAAGCAAAGAACAGCGCUAUUCCAAGCUGGCCAAGUGGGAGUUUGUCGAGCCGUGCGUCAAGGCGGUGCCCGAUGUUCCGUUUUGGGUUUGCGGCGACGUGCUCAGCUGGGAGGACUAUUAUCAGCGCCUCGAGAACAAUCCGAUUGACGGGGUGAUGAUUGGGCGCGGGAUUCUGAUCAAGCCGUGGCUGUUGACGGAAAUUGACGAGCGUCGACAUUGGGACAUUACCGCUACCGAACGACUGGACAUAAUUAAGAACUUUGUCUGGUACGGGCUCGACCAUUGGGGCAGCGACUCGGCGGGCGUCGAGAAGACGCGACGUUUUCUGUUGGAGUGGUUGUCCUUUGCUUGCAGGUAUAUCCCAGUGGGCCUAUUAGAGCAUCCGCCACAGCAUAUCAACCAACGGCCUCCAUAUUACAAGGGUCGCAACGAGCUGGAGACGCUCCUCUCAUCGCCAAGGGCUUCCGACUGGGUGGCGAUCACGGAAAUGUUCCUCGGCCCAUGCCCCGAAGGCUUCGACUUCAUCCCAAAGCACAAAGCCAGUGCUUAC